AUGUCCUACCUGCGCAUCACGGAACUGAUUAUAAACUGCAGCACCGUCUUUUUGGCCGCUCUUCUUCUGCUUUUUGCUGUCUUGGUGACAAAUGGAACACGCGGUCGCGUCUAUCGCAGCCAGGGAUGCAUGAUGGGGGGCAGUAGCUCCGCGUCCUUGUUUCUAAGCCUAACCUUCUUGGUGGGCUUCUUUUGGCUGCUCUUCGUGGUGAUCCUCACCUGCCCAAAUUUCCUGUGGUUGAUGCUGGCCAGUGUUUGUGAACAUGAGCUAGCUGGCGUCUACCACGGUCCGGGCAUUCGUCAGCCAGGUCUCCACGUGAACGAUCUGCCAAUGCGC
Molecule: messenger RNA, 336 nt
Organism: Dibothriocephalus latus
Lineage: Eukaryota; Metazoa; Platyhelminthes; Cestoda; Diphyllobothriidea; Diphyllobothriidae
Source: the annotation of a GenBank genome assembly